Sturnus vulgaris (Common starling) is the source of this 528-nucleotide messenger RNA. It is a transcript of the gene MRPL34, whose product is annotated as mitochondrial ribosomal protein L34. The record is from RefSeq and is a predicted model, not a curated record. Lineage: Eukaryota; Metazoa; Chordata; Aves; Passeriformes; Sturnidae. Gene Ontology annotation, cellular component: ribosome; mitochondrial large ribosomal subunit. Gene Ontology annotation, biological process: translation. Gene Ontology annotation, molecular function: structural constituent of ribosome.
AUGGCGGCGCUGGGCCGGGUGUGGGCGCGGGUCGGGGGCCGCAGCUUUUCCCUGCUGCAAGGUUUUCCCUGCCCGCUGCUCUCAAACCCUCUGGAGCCUCUUCCCAGGACUUCCAGCUCCAUUCCGAUUCCAGCGUGGAGUUUCCAACAAAUCCGUGGAAGAACCCGAGGGAACGAAUACCAGCCCAACAACUGGAAGCGGAAGAAGACUCACGGCUGGAUCAAACGGAUCAGAACGCCCGGCGGGAUCGCCGUGAUCCUGCGCCGAAUGCUCAAGGGCAGGAAAUCCCUUAGCCACUGAGGGACGCUUUGGAAUUCUCCGGGAAUUCUCCGGGAGUUCGGGAUGAUCCCGCCGAGCCAUGGAGGUCGUGGCCAGCUCUGCUGUCCCUGUCACCUGCGUGGCCUCGGAGGGGUUUGGGACGCGGUUGCUGCUCCAAUUGUUAAAUUAUCCUCGGUUUUCCCAUGUGUUUAUUCCCUACUUUUUGUUUUUGUUUAUAAACGUGGGAAUGCGGAGUGUGGUUCAAUUCCA